This is a messenger RNA of Papilio machaon (common yellow swallowtail), 1409 nucleotides long. RefSeq names its product protein doublesex. The transcript has 2 exons. NCBI's taxonomy places the organism in Eukaryota, Metazoa, Arthropoda, Insecta, Lepidoptera, Papilionidae. The record is from RefSeq and is a predicted model, not a curated record. Bases 308 to 1408 code for a protein of 366 amino acids.
AUUGUUCCCUGAUAAUAUCAAUUGUUUCUUUGUUGACAUUACGGACUUAUUUAAGUGAAAUUGGAUAAAUGGUCAUCUCACGAUUUUCCUCCGUUCAAACUGUCUUGGUUCCGCUACUGAGCGGUUCUUAGUUCGCGAUGUUCGACGGGCGGUCGGUGAUCUAAUAAAAAAACAAAAACCGGGAAGCAAUGAAAGUAUAAGUUGUGCAAAACAAAAUGUGAAGGCGGCUUGGACGUUUUAUGCUGGCUCUGUUGAUAUUGGAUCGCAGCAAGUGUCGGACCAUUGAGGUGUUAGCACGUCUUUAGGAAUGGAUCUAUCCAAGUACUUGGCUUUUGUUAUUGUGCUAUUCGUCGACGGUGGCGAAUCUGGCGGCCAUGGAGGAAAACACCAUGAUCAUGUCAAACUUCAUAUGCCAGAGUUUAUUCAUCACGACCAUCAUACAAAGGUGAUUACGAUCCACCAUCAUCAUCAUAAACCGAAGAAAGAACAUCAUCAUCAUCACCAUCACCAUCACCAACCGAAGCCACAUAUUCCUCAGCACCAUUAUAAUCACCAUCAUCAUAAAACAACUCUUAAAACAACUACCGUGUCAAAAGGUCACAAGCAAGUUGGUCACGGUCAUGCUGGUCACCAUGGCCACCACAGUCAUCAUGGUAGUAGCCACGGCACCCACGGGCAUGGUGGUCACUAUGGUCAUCAUGGGCCAUCACAUCAUGAUUCGCCAUCAUUUAAUCACGACAUACCAUCGAUUAGUCACGACCCAGGCCACGUUUCAUUUGAAGAUGAUUUUAAAUCUUUUACUCCAUCGAUACCAGUUAACAUUCCUCAUAACCCACACGUUCAUGGAGUUGUGCAUACAGUUAAACAAGUAAAAGUGUUUGAUUCGUUGCCAGGCUCUAUAAAGAGUAACACAGGUUCCGGAUCUAAUGGUUACGAAGUGACUGAAGAAGGCGACGAAGGUGAUGAAGAUGCUUUUACAUCCAUCAAUACAAUUCCUCAAACAUACCAAGGUACAUACGGUUUUGUAAGAAGUGCUGCACCGCAAGCCGAAACUUACCCAGGAGUAGCACUUCAAAGUACUGUGCAAUUGAACCACGAUCCGUUCUCAGCGGCGCCUGGACCGAGUGCGUUUGCUGGAUUAGAGAACUUCUCAAGUGAUGGUCAAGAUUCUUUCCCAAGUUCGUUAGCUACUCAAAGUACCAAUGGUCACGCUCUUCCUGAGUUCGCCGGACAUACUGAGCAGAUAUCUGGUUUUGACGAUCCCGAAAAUAGUUUUGUUGGUAAUGAUAUUAGUAGUACUUCGUUACUUUCUGCAGAAGCAAAUGAUGAUAUACCAGUGACUUAUUCAAGAGAGGCGGGCAUACAACAAUCUGUAAACACUGGGGGCCUACAAACUGUUGUAUACUAAA